This is a messenger RNA of Sinocyclocheilus rhinocerous, 2277 nucleotides long. Its product is annotated as MTSS1-like protein. The coding region runs from base 640 to 2262 and encodes 540 amino acids. Gene Ontology annotation, molecular function: phospholipid binding; actin binding. Gene Ontology annotation, biological process: cell projection assembly; plasma membrane organization. Lineage: Eukaryota; Metazoa; Chordata; Actinopteri; Cypriniformes; Cyprinidae. The transcript is spliced from 15 exons. The record is from RefSeq and is a predicted model, not a curated record. Gene Ontology annotation, cellular component: actin cytoskeleton; cytoplasmic side of plasma membrane.
AAAGCGAGCGAGCGAAUGUUUUCCACUCACUCUGUGGAAUCUAUCAGGAGUCGAAACUUUAGUCAGGUUUUGCUUUAUUAAUUUUACCCGGAAAGCUCUUUCAAACCGCAACCGCUCAAAAUAAUCAUCAGAAGGGAUAUAUCAGCGGGUUGAUCGACUGAAUGAAACCAUGAGGAAUAAAAAACACGGCGGUUGUCGCGAUCUAAACUAAACGUGACUAUCGAUCCAGCAGAGCCAAGGUUUUGAAAACGCCGAGCCAGGUACUUUGGCGCAGACUUCCAACGGUCGGUUUUUCCUGCGGGUUUACCUGUGCUUACGUGGCACGUUUUCGACCUGGAGACUUAUUGUCAAAAAUCCCGUUUUUAGGUUUUUUUAUCCACUUGUAUCGUGGCGAUGCGAUGUAUUUUCGGAGGUUUAGUAAGUUGCGUGGCCGGGACUAGUUUACUUGCGCUGGGCAGCCAAUCAGCGGAAUAACACUCACUAUUUUUGCGUUAAUUUAUUCUCUUUUGCCUUUUUCACACGAUAUUCUUUAAAAACAGCCUCGUACCGCACCCUUCAGAUAUUGACAGCGGGUUUCGACGAUAGCUUUCACAAGGAGGAUAAGUGUCACCGCUGCGCGUGUGUUUUUGGGGUGGUAAAAUGGAUGCGGGAUUGGAGAAGGAGUGCAGCGCUUUGGGAGGGCUCUUCCAAAUCAUCAUGAACGACAUGAAGGCGAGUUAUCCUGCCUGGGAGGACUUUGUCACCAAAGGGGCUAAGCUACAAUCUCAGUUAAGGACAACAAUCAUCGUCACUAGCUCAUUCCUGGAUGCUUUCCAGAAAGUGGCAGACAUUGCAACUGGAACACGAGGAGCGACGAAAGAGAUCGGAUCGGCUUUGACCAGGAUGUGUAUGAGACACAGAAGCAUUGAGAACAAGCUCAAACUAUUCACCACGGCUCUCAUGGAUAACUUGAUCACUCCUCUGGAACUGAAAAUUGAAGAGUGGAAGAAGGUUGCCAGUCAGCUGGAUAAAGACCACGCCAAAGAAUAUAAGAAAGCACGUGCAGAGAUCAAGAAGAAAUCUUCAGAUACGAUUAAACUGCAGAAGAAAGUUAAAAAAGGUAAAGGUGAGGUGCGGAUGCAGCUGGACAGCGCCCUUCAGGACGUCAACACACGCUACGCAGUUUUAGAGGAGACUGAGAAGAGAGCCGUGUGUCGAGCACUUAUUGAGGAAAGAGGAAGAUUCUGCUCAUUCGUCACAAUGCUCAAACCUUUCCUGGACGAAGAGAUAAGCAUGCUUGGUGAAGUCACCCACUUACAGACAAUUCUAGAAGAUCUCGGCAAUCUGACGGCUGAUCCCAACACACUGCCUCCUGCUAGUGAACAGGUUAUUCUUGAUCUGAAAGGCUCAGACUACAGCUACUCAUAUCAGACUCCACCCGCGUCUCCUAGCAACACGUUAUCACGCAAGAGCAGCAUCAGCAGUAACUACACCUCUGUGCGUCAUGUCCCAUCUCUGGACUCCAUCUCCAGUGCAGUGGAUGGGCUUCAUCUGCGAGCACCAGACACAACACAGCGCUCAUGCAGUCCUCUCCUCCUGGUUGGAGGGGAGGAAGGCACUCGCUCUCUCAGUGAGGGGAAUUCUCCCACAAUCCCUCGCACGGGCCACCAACACCUCCGGCACAGGAGCACUGAAAAAGGUCAGAACUCUCCAGGCACAGAGAACGGGACCUCCAUGCCCCCACUGCACAAAGUUUACAGCGGGCAUGAGGAGAGAGCCAGGACACUCUCCACCUCGGGCAAGCCACAGUCAGCCAGGGAGCAGCUGGCUCUUACUCUUGGAGGCGGGCUAAAUUCAGAAGCUCCUCGGACCAGCCGAGAUUCCCUCCACUGCUCCAGCGGAUACAGCACCCAGACGACAACGCCAUCCUGCUCAGAAGACACCAUUCCCUCGCAGCAUGCGGUAAAGAAAGAACCUCCUCUAUAUGACUAUGACUACAUCUCCCUGCAUGGAGGAGAGGACGCCCACAGCCAGUCUGAAUUUGAUAAAUCUUCCACAAUUCCUCGCAACAGCGACUUGAGCCUCAAUUACCGCAAAAUGUUUCAAAGCAAGAGGCCGGCGUCUACCGUCAGUCUGCUGAUGGAUCCGGAGCCUAUAGGACCCCACACGGCCACCAUCCGCCGUAAACCCUCCAGCAAGCCCAACAUCCGCCGUGGGACCAUCAGUGGAGGAGUGCCUAUCCCCAUCUCCACACCACAGGUCCUUCAUCUACUCAAACUCUAGUCAGAAAAUUCUUAA